Molecule: messenger RNA, 1055 nt
Organism: Bombus huntii
Lineage: Eukaryota; Metazoa; Arthropoda; Insecta; Hymenoptera; Apidae
Product: fatty acyl-CoA reductase 1-like
Exons: 5
Coding region: 16-993 (325 amino acids)
Biological process (GO): long-chain fatty-acyl-CoA metabolic process
Cellular component (GO): peroxisome
Molecular function (GO): alcohol-forming very long-chain fatty acyl-CoA reductase (NADP+) activity
Source: RefSeq, a predicted model, not a curated record
UAUAACGUGAAUAAUAUGUUCACUUAUUAUCGACUUUGCAGUACGAGCUUGAAACCUUCGGAGGUGAUCGAUAUAUGUGACCAAUUCGACAAAAAUUCGAUAAACCUAAUGGAAAAGGGGAUUUUAAAAACUUAUCCAAAUACAUACGCAUUUAGUAAGAAUUUAGCAGAGCAGAUUGUAGCAAGCAAGUGCAAAGAUCUGCCAGUUGCGAUAGUACGGCCAAGCAUAGUUGGUGCCUCUUUGCAAGAACCAUGUCCUGGUUGGAUAGAGAAUAUUUCUGCAUUAACAAGUACCAUUGUGCUAAUCGGCAGAGGAUGUGCAACAGCGAUACGAGGUAUAAGAGAGGCAAGAUUGGAUGUAGUGCCUGUCGAUUUCGUAGUCGACAUGAUAAUAUGUACAGCAUGGCAUGUCACGCUACAUCGUGAUCGUGAAGUUAAAGUAUACAACUGCACGAGUAACGCAUGCCCUUUUAAGUGGGGUCCGAUGAUAGAUGCUAUAGUAAAAUGUAGCAUAGAAAUGCCAAUAAACGAUACGCUAUGGUACCCAGGAUGUUCAGUUGUAGCUAAUAGGUAUAUUUACCACGUUCUGUGUGUAAUUCCGCGUAUUUUGCCUGCGGUCGUCAUAGAUAUCUUUUUAAGACUUCGAGGUAGUAAACCAAUAAUGAUGAAACUUUUAAAAAAUUGCAACAAGCUGUUCACAUCGGUAAAAUAUUUCACCACGCACGAAUGGACUUUCCAAAGGGAUAACUGUUCUGACUUAGUGAGAAAAGUGAAAAUGUUGAACGACGGCGAUAUGGUCAAACUAGAUUUACGGGCUAUGAAUUGGGAGAAGUAUGUUGCAAUUUACCAAAUGGGAGUUAGGAAAUUUAUUCUGAAACAAGAGUUUAAGUCAGCAGCCCGACAACGGUUAUCAAGGUUGUACUGGAUACACCAGAUCACUAAAAUGUCCGGUAUAAUGAUCUUACUAUGGAUAGUAUACCGUAUCGUGUACUGACUAUUCGAACCUUAUUUUUUCUGUUUAAACCAAAGGAAUAUAAAUACAAUCUUAUGAAGAAG